AAAGCGACUAUACAGUAAUUGACGAGUUUGCUGCCUGCAGUUAAUGCGUAAUCUAAGUCCUUCGGAACUUUUUCUAUUUCACAGAGGGAAAUCAAAAGUUGAAAAAUAAAUGAAAACAGAAGUAAUCCGUGAAAUAAUAACACCUCCGGCAAGCGGGUGCCACACCUUUAUCAACAGCGCAGCAGGCCACUGACAGGUGUCGCUGCAAAAUGCCAUGAGUUUUAACACACCUGUCUGAUCGCCAACUCUUCGUCAGCGCAAACUUCGGUUACAACUUCCCGACAUCAGAGGACAUCGCACACCGCUCACCUGUAAACCCUUCAGUGAAGCAGUCUGUUUUCAUUUAUCGUUACAAUUACCGACUUCGUGGAUGAGUGGGUACUCUCUCUUUUCGAGUUUUUAACGGGAAGGAUUUUGAAGUGAAAGAUGAGUCGAUGAACCGUCCCUUGAUGAAACUGUAACGCAAGCACCUGAGCCAAGGUCCGACACUACGCUGACCAGAUGGGGUGCCGAUGCUGUAGGAUGAUAAAAAGCUACAUCUAUGAUCCGUCUGUUCCUGUGGAUGUCCAUGGAAGAAAGAGGGACACUGCCACUACCACCUUGUACCAGGGGAAACCCCGGGAGGCCGAAAACAUGCACAAGGUGCAGGGCUUUCACAACCUGGGCUACACCCACAAGUAUGCGGAUGGUGUGAAACAGGGCACAGCCAAACUGGAAAUCGACAAUAACCAGAUCAACCGCCUGCACGCGGCUCCCAGCGAGAGGACCCAGGACCACACGCUAAAAGUGGGCACAGGGGACAGCACACUCUACAUCCUGCACCCCGGGGAGAGUCCCCUGAAGUGCGCCCCGCCCGGCCACACCCCUCUCCCGGAACACAACGCUCUUCAGUGCAGCUCACCCGGCGUCACCUUCGAGAGGCUCAAUGAUCAUCUGAUCGGCAGGACCCCCCAGGCGAACGGAGACCCCUUCUCGCGGAGAGGCCACGGGUCUCCGCACUCGCAGUGCGGGGACGAGGCCGACGCCGACAGCGUCCUCUCGGGCCGGUCCGAGGAGGUCCACACCAGCACCACCAGCCUGUCCUCCGCCGACACCCGGGAGAGACCCCUCCAAACGGCCGGGGAGAGCCGCGGUUCUGAGGGAGAGGAGGAGGAGGAGGAUGAAGGUGACAGCGGGAGCAUCACAGACUCUGAGGUGGCGGAGGCGCUGGCGGCCCUUGAUGCAGCGACCGCUGGUGAAGACUACGAGUGACCCCCCCGCCCCCCCAUCCCCAUGCCACUGACGCUGUACACUGUACACAUUUAGGUUUUAAUCCCUUUGAAAACACUUUCUCCUUAUCCCCCCACCCCCCAUGGGAUUUUUAAAACUGGCCUUUAUUCAUUUUUAUUUUUCUACAACCUGUCCUCUUCAGAUUCAAGAAUCCUCCCCAUGGAAAAUGAAAGGAAAAAUGGUUUACAAAGACAUUGACGUGUUUCCGAUCACUGAACGUUAAUCCUUUUUCACCUGAGGUUACGCACUGUCGGAUGAAGGUGAAGAUGUUGCCAAGGAAACCACCACUGUAGUGGUUUGGUUGAAAUUCCAGUUUCUGCACAGGGAGAGGAACUGCGUGCGGCCAUGACUGAACACUCUCUGGCACAUGGCUCGGCUGUUUCCUCACACCCUGAGGUUCCUUGUAACACUGCGGUUUAUCGUGUGACCAUGGGGGACUCUGCACAAAGUGUCUAUUUUUGUAUCUGACCUGAUGUUAUGUACAUGAUUUUGUACCUAUAUCAUUGUGCUAUUUAUGUCUUCACACCAUGACACUCAUUACUGUAGCAAUAUGUGAAUUCAUGCAAGGGGCAAUUUCUUACCUCAGAGUUCCACAUAAAAAACAGAUAAAUUAUGAUGCCAGAUAUGAGAAGAAAAAAACUACU
Megalops cyprinoides (Indo-Pacific tarpon) is the source of this 1913-nucleotide messenger RNA. RefSeq lists its product as uncharacterized. Lineage: Eukaryota; Metazoa; Chordata; Actinopteri; Elopiformes; Megalopidae. Bases 502 to 1251 code for a protein of 249 amino acids. The record is from RefSeq and is a predicted model, not a curated record. The transcript has 4 exons.